Solanum pennellii is the source of this 2058-nucleotide messenger RNA. RefSeq lists its product as uncharacterized. The transcript is spliced from 6 exons. The record is from RefSeq and is a predicted model, not a curated record. Lineage: Eukaryota; Viridiplantae; Streptophyta; Magnoliopsida; Solanales; Solanaceae. The coding region runs from base 479 to 1687 and encodes 402 amino acids.
UGAGAGAUGGCCCCAAAAUAAGAGAGGCAAGACCUCGGCUGCUACCAUAACUAGAAAGAUACUGUUUAGGCUCUGUUUCUUUGUAAAGCAACAAACUUUUGCUUAUUUUUGUGUGUUUUUGUUCUUGUAUAUGAUUAAUCUUUGAAAAUCAGCAAACCCCAUUUCGUUUUUCAUGUGGGUUUGGGAUUUAUUGGUCCUUGGUUGGUGAUUCUUGAAAAAAAAAUCUGAUCUUUGUAGCUGAGUGUACUGAGAAUUUUCUUGAAGUAGGAUGGAUACAUAUAUUCAUGUAUUUAGUUUGUGGGAAGAGCACAUUGUUUGUCAGGCGAAGGGCUGUCGUGUUGUGCACUACUACUUGAAGGAUGCAUCAGGGGAGUAGGUUAAAGCCACAUGCUAUGUGUUGUCUCAGAGGAUUAUUUGGAUGCUUUUGGGCACAGAAGUACCAUGAAUUCCGACACAAGGUGGCGUGCAAGAAAAGAGGAUGGAUACAGAUAGUCAUGUAUUUAGUUCGUGGGAAGAGCGCUUUGUUUCUCGGGGGAAGGGUCGUCGUGUUGUGCACUACUACUUGAAGGAUACCUCAGGGGAUUUAAUCCUUGCUGUUGUGGGUACUGAAAGAAGCUUAAAGAACAUGCUAUAUGUUGUCUCAAAGGAUUAUUUGGAUGCUUUUGGGCAUACAAGUACCAUAAAUUCUGACACAAAGUGGCGUACAAGAAAACGUGUAGUGGAAUGGCUGACAAAUUUGAUUUCAAAGCAACACCAAUCACCACCUAUUUCAAAUACCCCAAGAAGAGAAACAAGAAGAAGUGCUUUGAUAGCCCAAGAAGAUCCUUCGAUGCAAGGACCUAGUGGGAGUAGAAGUGUCAGGGAGGGUGGCCGUUCUGGUAUCAGAAAGUCAACUCCAGGUAACCAGAUAGCACAAGCAAAACCACCAACUUACCCAAAGUUAAAAAUAAAAUAUCCAAACAUAGAACCAGUAGGAAUUCAGCUUGUGGAGCCUCAACGUAAGCGAUCUUUUGAUGUUGGUGACAAUAUAGAGGUUCUUUCCAACGAUAGUGGCAUGAAAGGCUGCUGGUUCCGGUGUAAAGUAUUGCAGGUAUCACAAAAACGUAUGCACGUUCAAUAUAACGACAUUCAGGAUUGUGAAAGUCUUGAAAAGCUCAAGGAAUGGAUUCCUUCCUGCAAAGUUGCAGUCUCUGAUAAAUUGGGCAUGAGAAGCUCAGGACGCCUCACAGUUCGGCCCCAGCCUCUGGAGGAUUCUUCCGACUGUUCUUUUGAACUAGGAGCUGCAGUUGAUGCUUGGUGGUCGGACGGGUGGUGGGAAGGAGUUGUAACUGGAUUUGAUGUCUCUGGAAGCGGUGAUCUUCAGCUUUACUUCCCUGGCGAGAACAUAUCACUGGAGAUCCAAAGAAAGAACGUGCGGACUUCAAGAGACUGGGUAGAUGCCAAAUGGAUUGAAGUUGAGCCAAAGAAAGACAUAAAGUCGUUCAUAGACUCAAGCUUAACUUAUGCAUCCAGGUUUAAUAUCAACGAGCCUGAGAGCUGCGAAAAUCAGAUGGCUCCCAGGCUUAUGGCACCUGAAUACAACAAAAUGACUUCCACUUCCAAGCACUCAGCAGAGAAGCAAGACACUGAUGUGCUUAAACUGAAAAAGCGAUGGGAAAUAGAUUUUCUUGCAGAUAACAAGAACUGAUAUGUUCCUUUGCAAAUGUAUAGGUCUUUGACAACAAAAUAUGGAAUAGGCCUCUUAUAGAAAGCACUCUUUGCCAAGAAGUUGGCAUGUUCUUGUUCUGUAUACACUUUCUCUUAUCGGUUAUGCAUAAAAAUUGAAACUUUAUGAAGUUUCCUAUGAGUAUGUGUUACAGUUUAUCAGCAGUGGAAACACACUAGUAUUAUUGUUCUUUGAUGCUGUUUUUUUCAUUGUUUAUAUGGUCAUCAGGUGUUAAUCGUUAGAAAAACUCUCUUCUUUGUAUCUGAUAUUCUUCGAGACUGUAAAUCACUUGCUAUUGCAUUGCCCUGAAGUUUCCCAGUAACAGAAUGAUGAAUAAGUGACUCUUAUUUUUC